CCUUGAACACCUUGCAUCUGAACCAGUUCAGCUCCACCGCGUUGCAAGAUGCAGGCCGGUUUCCGGUUCGCCGAUCCUGAUUGGGUGGUGAGGCCCCGCCUCAGUUGCCGAGACGGUCCUUCACUCGUGUAAGAAUCACACGAAUCUCCGCACCGCGUCGGCCGGACGAAAAAAAGUACCCGGUGCACCCCGAGUCUCCACCCGACGACAUGUGCGGCAUCUCUGUCGUCUGCGAUCACACCAUUGGCAGUCCGUCCACCCGAGCACGAAACUGCAGUACCCUCGAGCAGGAGCUGCGCGAAUCGCUCGAGCUCAUCCGGCACCGGGGGCCGGACGACACAGGUGUUUUCGUUACGCAGAAUUCCCGCGUUGGUCUCGGACAUGUCCGGCUAUCUAUCAUUGACGUCGCGCAUGGAAAACAACCGCUCUCAGAUGAAACAGACACGGUCCACUGUGUGGUGAACGGAGAGUUGUACGACUACGCGUCUCUUCGAGCCGAUCUCGAGUCCAAAGGGGCGCAAUUCAAAACUCAUUCAGACUCAGAGCUGGUCUUGCAUCUUUACAAGCAAUAUGGGCUGUCGCUCUUCCCUCACUUGCGAGGUGAAUUCGCGUUCGUCUUGUACGAUCAACGUCGGCAGUUGCUCUUCGCCGCUCGAGAUCGCUUCGGGAUCAAGCCGUUGUACUACACUAUAUCGAAUGGACGUCUACUCGUUGCCAGCGAGAUCAAAGCGUUUCUACCUCUAGGCUUCCAGGCCCGUUGGAACGUUGAGAGCAUCGUGCAUCAAGGCGAAUAUGCCGAUGAUCGAACUGUGUUCCGGGGCGUUUUUAAGAUUCUACCUGGGCAUUAUCUUACGUACGACCGAAACGAGCAGCUGAGGAUCGUGACCUAUUGGGACCACAUAUUCGCCGAUCAGACAACUGGCCCCACCUCGCAGGCUUGCACUAUCGAAGAUGCUGUAAAGCGAGUCCGUCAGCUCUUUGUCGAGUCUGUCCGCCUUCGACUCCGGUCUGACGUUCCAUUCGCUGUGAACCUCAGCGGCGGGAUCGACAGCGCGGCAGUCGCUGGGAUUGCUGCAGCAGCUAUCAAGGAGAAAGAUCCGGGCGCACGCCUGAAUGUCUUCACUCUGGCUUUCCCUGAUCGUCCAGAUGUCGACGAAGCACCAGUGGCGCUACGGAUGGCGGACAGCAUUGGGGCAAUCAUGCAUUUCGUCAAGCCCACAGAAGAAGACUUGGUCGCCGAGUUCGAGAAGUCAGUCUGGCAGAGUGAAGCCCCGUUGAUGUACCUCCAUGGGGCAGGAAAGAUCGUGCUGUCCAAAGCAGUCCGGGACAAGGGCUUCAAAGUUGUCCUGUCAGGUGAAGGCGCAGAUGAGCUAUUCGGGGGCUACAACUAUCUCAUUCCCGACUUUUUGCGCCAGCCGGAUCAUGUCUCCGAGAAGCUGUUCAGCAUGGACCUGCCCACGGAGCAGGAACGUCUUGCGACAUUGAAGGCCAUCGUGUCACGACCCCGCGCACAGGACCACGUGUCUCUGAGCGACUUGUCGCUGACCGAUUCCCAGCUGGCACGCCAAAUGCUGGGCGGGCUCAUCACCCACCGCACCAUCGGAGUCACCAGCCCGCCAAACCACUUCUAUUCGACCGAAACGCUCGACGAAUACGGGCACCCCAGCAUCGCGACGUCGAUUGCGGAAUCUUUCAGUCCGAUUGUGCGCGAGAACAUUGCUUCUGGGCGGUGGCAUGCUCUGCACGGCGGGCUGUACGUCGUUCAAAAAACGGCAUUGGGCAACCUGAUCUUGAACCACCUCGGUGACCGUCCGGAAAUGACCAACUCUGUAGAAGGCCGUCCGCCUUUUCUGGACCACAAACUCGCGGAAUACGUCAACUCGCUACCUCCAUCUCUUAAAAUUCGGCCCGUUCUCGUUGACACGGAUACUUCGAAAGGCCCACGGGCCUGGACCUUCAUUGAAAAAUGGAUCCUCCGCGAAGCGGUGCGCCCGUUCGUCACCCCUGAGAUCGCGGACAUCAAGAAGUCGAUGUACAACUCGCCGAUCCCGCGUCCUACCGCAGCCUCCGCCACCCAGCGCACGCCACUGCAGGCUUUGCUGUCGUCCCGCAUCACGGAGAAUGCCGUGUCCCAAUUGGGGUUCCUGCGAUGGGAGACCGUGCGAGCGACCCUAGACGAGUUCAUCCAGCGCCCUGAUUCGCCCGCGGACGGGGGACUGGACCCAAACGGCCGCCGGCUGCUCUUCGUCCUCAGCUUCAUUGUUCUGCAGGAGAAGUUCCACGUUCCGACGGCUGAGCAGAUCGGAUGGUAGGAUAACGCUUAGUACUUACACCUCGUAUCGCUACCUUGUCGCCUUGUUGUGGAUGCCUACAAUGACAGAUUGUAUCAAACAUGCUCAAAAUGGUAUCAAAAC
Molecule: messenger RNA, 2414 nt
Organism: Mycena citricolor
Lineage: Eukaryota; Fungi; Basidiomycota; Agaricomycetes; Agaricales; Mycenaceae
Source: the annotation of a GenBank genome assembly